Thamnophis sirtalis is the source of this 783-nucleotide messenger RNA. It is a transcript of the gene PROX2, whose product is annotated as prospero homeobox 2. Gene Ontology annotation, biological process: regulation of transcription by RNA polymerase II. The record is from RefSeq and is a predicted model, not a curated record. Lineage: Eukaryota; Metazoa; Chordata; Lepidosauria; Squamata; Natricidae. Gene Ontology annotation, molecular function: DNA-binding transcription factor activity, RNA polymerase II-specific; RNA polymerase II cis-regulatory region sequence-specific DNA binding. Gene Ontology annotation, cellular component: nucleus.
UCUUAUCGUUACCAGGGACUGUGCUCUCUUCCAGAUCCUCAAUGUCCAUUACAACAAAGGGAAUGAUUUUGAGGUUCCUGAUGGUUUCUUGGAUGUUGCCAGUCUGACCCUUCAGGAAUUCUUUAGUGCUGUCAGAGCAGGGCGGGAUUUGGAUCCUUCCUGGAAAAAACCAAUUUACAAAAUAAUUUCCAAGCUUGAUAGUGAGAUCCCAGAUGUAUUUAAAUCCUCUAAUUGCCCUAAGGAAUUUACCCAAGAUUAAUGUACAGUGAUCAUGGCAUGCGAUUGAAAUGAUUCUAGUGCUGUGUAAGUUUUGACUGUAUACUAAGGCAACAAUUGAAAUCUGAAUCAACAGAGAAAGUACGAUCAAUAUUCUAAUAUUUUAUAAAUAUAUGAAAGGAACAUUUUGGGACUAUAUACAGAAAGGUUUUCGGGUGUAUCCCUUAGUUGUAUGUUUUAUUACUUAUUUAUUAAGCAAACUAUAUAAGCAGACAUAUAGCUGCCUGUCUACCAAAAGAAACACUUUGCAGUAACAGAAUAUAGUACCAUACAUUAAAAAGACGAUGAGGGUCCAAUAAAACUUGCAAUCAUUUGUCUACCAUCUCUUUCAUUUACUCCACCACUGGAUCCACUGGAUUCAGUAUCUGGGAGAAAAUCCAAGUUUUCACUAUUUCUCUGAAGGCCCAAUUGGAUUGGGGCCAUCUGUAUCUCUGGGGAGAGGCUGUUUCAUAAAUCAGAUGCCAGGCAGAGAAGGCAAACCCCACUGAAGCCCUAGAGGCAACACCG